AUGAGUCGCCAGUUCUCGUCUAGAUCUCGUGGAGGAGGUGGAGGAGGAGGAGGAGGAGGAGGAAGCCGGGGUUUCGGUGGGUCCUGCUCAAGAGGAGGAAGCCGAGGCUUCAGUGCAGGCUCUGCAGUGGUCACCAGUGGGAGCCGAAGAUCUGCCAGCAGUUCCUCCUGCCUGCUGCGCCAUGGAGGAGGUGCUAGCAGCCAGAGUCUUACCGGCCUCGGAGGGAGCAGAAGCAUCUCCACGAGCGUGGCCGGAGGGGGCAGUGGUUUUUAUGGUAGAGGCGGAGGCUUCAGCGGAGGCAGCAGCUUUGGCGGAGGAGGCUUCGGCAGAGGCGGCUUUGGCGGAGGCGGCUUUGGCGGAGGAGGCUUCGGCGGAGGUGGCUUCGGCGGAGGCAGCGGUUUUGGAACCGGAGGUUUUGGAGGAGGCCGCUUUGGGCCAGGUGGUGGUUUUGGUGGCCCCGGUGGCUUUGGUCCUGGAGGAUAUCCUGGGGGUGGCAUCCAUGAAGUUACUGUCAACCCCAAUCUCCUGGAGCCUCUUAAUGUGAAAAUUGACCCAGAGUUCCAGAAUGUCAAAUCAGAGGAACGGGAUCAGAUCAAGAAACUCAAUAACAAAUUUGCUACCUUCAUCGACAAGGUACGUUUCCUGGAGCAGCAGAACCAGGUGUUGACAACCAAAUGGGAGAUGCUCCAACAAAUCGAUGUCAGUACCCGCUCACCCAACCUAGAACCCUUAUUUGAGAGGUACAUCAGCAACUUGAAGCAUAAGGUAGACUCUCUCACAGGCGAGAAAGCAAAGCAAGAUUCAGAACUGAACAACAUGCAGGAUCUUGUUGAGGAUUUUAGGAAGAGGUAUGAGGACGAGAUCAACAAACGCACUUCCAGUGAGAACGACUUUGUGACAAUUAAGAAGGAUGUGGACAAUGCCUACAUGAAAAAGGUGGACCUGGAUAGCCAGGUGAAUGGGUUGAGAGAGUAUAUUGAGUUCCUGCGGAUCUUAUAUGAAACGGAGCUUUCCCAGAUGCAACAAUGUGUCACCGAUACCAACGUGAUCCUUUCCAUGGACAACAACCGCAGCCUGGACCUGGAAAGCAUCAUCAAGGACGUCCAAUCCCAGUAUGAAGAGAUUGCACUGAGGAGUAAGACAGAGGCUGAGGCCCUAUAUCACAGCAAAUACGAGGAGCUCCAGAUCACUGCAGGGAAACAUGGAGAGAGCCUGAAGGAAAUCAAGAUGGAGAUCAGUGAGUUGAACCGUAUGAUCCAGAGGAUUCAGGGAGAAAUUGCCCACGUGAAAAAGCAGUGCCAUGCUGUGCAAGACUCCAUCGCUGAUGCAGAGCAACGUGGGGAGCACGCUCUCAAAGAUGCCAGGCACAAGAUGGAAGAGCUGGAGGAAGCUCUGCAGCAUACUAAAGAGGAACUGGUCCGUCUGCUGCGAGACUACCAGGAGCUAAUGAAUGUCAAACUGGCUCUGGACAUGGAGAUCGCCACGUACAGGAAGCUACUGGAGGGAGAAGAGGAUCGAAUCUCUGGAGAGAAUCCCAGUAGCGUGUCCAUAUCGAUAAGCAGCAGCACUGUCUCAUCCAGUGUGGCAUCCAAGGCUGGCUUCAGAGGUUCCGGAGGAGGAGGAGGACAUGGUUCUGGUGGAGGAUAUGGCUCUGGAGGAGGAGGAGGAGGAGGAGGAUAUGGCUCUGGAGGCAGAGGCUCUAGCUCUGGAGGAGGAGGAGGAGGAGGAGGAUAUGGCUCUGGGAGCAGGGGAUCUGGUUCUGGAGGAGGAUAUGGCUCUGGAGGCAGGGGAUCUGGUUCUGGAGGAGGAUAUGGCUCUGGAGGCAGGGGAUCUGGUUCUGGAGGAGGAUAUGGCUCUGGAGGCAGGGGAUCUGGUUCUGGAGGAGGAUAUGGCUCUGGAGGUAGCAGUUCUGGAGGCAGGGGGUCUAGCUCAGGAGGUGGCGGUGGAAGUGGAGGGGGCAGCUAUGGCUCUGGAGGUCGAGGUUCCAGUUCUGGGGGUCGAGGCUCAGGCUCAGGAGGUGGAGGCAGUGGCCAGGGAGAAGAGAGCUGUGAAUCCGGUGCAUCAGUCACAUUCAGAUAAAGCUCCCUACCCAGAAUGUAAAAACAAGCCUUUCUCUGCUCCAUUUGUUGACAGUGGUUUCCAAGCAUACCACCCAGUCCCAUUUCAGGGGGAAAAGAGAUGCUCCAACAUAUUUUCAGAAAGCUCUUGCCCCCACCAUCCCUCCAAAAAGGACUCUUCUCCUUUAGGGGGAACUCUCCUAAGGCUUAGGGGGCUGUAGCCUCCUUUGUACUCCCGCCUUGACUCUUUUUCAGUGCCCCCUUCUGAUCGAUGCUUUAGAAUUCCCAUUUCCCUGCAUGCAGCUAAAAGGAAAGAAAAAAGGCAUAUUCUUUGUGUAUAUAAUUCCUCCUUCUGAAUCUGCUGUCUGAAAUAUUACUCUGCCCCU
Messenger RNA from Dromiciops gliroides (monito del monte), 2443 nucleotides. Its product is annotated as keratin, type II cytoskeletal 2 epidermal-like. Gene Ontology annotation, cellular component: keratin filament. Gene Ontology annotation, biological process: keratinization; intermediate filament organization. The coding region runs from base 1 to 2079 and encodes 692 amino acids. Lineage: Eukaryota; Metazoa; Chordata; Mammalia; Microbiotheria; Microbiotheriidae. The record is from RefSeq and is a predicted model, not a curated record. Gene Ontology annotation, molecular function: structural constituent of skin epidermis. The transcript is spliced from 9 exons.